GUGGUGCCAGCUGUCCAAAUAUCGUUUUUACCGUGCCAAUGAUUUUUACGACAAUUUACAGACUACCUUGCGAAUUCUAUUUAAUCCUGUAUUUAAAAAUUUAAUACAAACUUUAUACCAGUCUCAUAGAGUGAACUGAACAUAAGAAAAUGCUGCAUGUAUCAAUAUGAUAGUCUCCCGUUAGGUAGUAGAUAUAGAAUUGUAUCUGGUUGAUACAAAACACUUUUAGUUACGAGACGUGUGGCGAUUCGCUGGGAACAGUGGUGUUCGAUAGUUGUUAAUUACGAAGUUGAUUGAUUAUGAUACAGUUACGGCGGUAUCUAGUAAAUAUUUCGUCAAGGUACCAUGCAUCGAGUAACACGAGGGUAAUGUUGGUACAUGGCAAAAGUAGUGGGGAACACCCGACUGCUGGAAUAAUUGUCGUCGGAGAUGAAAUCUUGAAGGCACAAGUGAAAGACACUAAUUCUUUUUACGCAAGCAGUUUGCUGUACAAGCAUGGAAUCAGAGUUCAGAAAAUCGCGAUCAUCCAAGACAACGUUGAAGAUAUCGCGAAAGCAAUCAAAUAUUUUUCUGCGAACUUUAAUUACGUCUUUACUACCGGGGGUAUAGGGCCAACUCACGACGAUGUUACGUACGAAGCUGUGGCAUUGGGUUUCAACGAUACGCUACAUUACCAUCCAAGAUUGGUGGAUAUAAUAAAGAAUCAAUUCGGUUGUAACAGCUUUCCUUCCCCUGCGUAUAAAAUGGCAUAUAUUCCAAAGAAAUCUACCUUUAAAUUCGGAACGAACGAAGUUACAGGGGAAACGUUUCCUUAUCCGUGCGUAGUAGUGGAAAAUGUUUAUAUCUUCCCUGGGUCACCCAAAUUCUUUGAAUCUUCUUUUCAGUCUUUAUGCAAGGAAUUGUUUGCUGGAUACAAACGUUUUGCAACCACAGAAGUUUUUAUAAAUGCAGGGGAAGAUUCCUUUGCGCACAUCUUAAAUGACGUUGUACAGAACUAUCCCAAUGUUUCAUUCGGAUCGUAUCCAGAAUGUAACAGGUAUUACAAAGCGCGUGUCACCAUAGAGAGUGAGGACGAGAGGGACACCGAAGCAGCUAGAAAAAUGUUUUGCUCCCAGAUUUCCAGCGCAGUAUUAGUGCGUUACGAUCGAACCCCUCACAUUGAUUCUCUCAGCAAAUACGAGAAGUUGCUUGACACAUUAAAACGUCCAUCGAUUUACGAAAAGCCCUUCGAAAUAUUCCUAAAACAUUACCGAAAACCAGAAGACGUCUGGGUGUAUUUCGACGGCAGCGCAGAGUCGGUGAUUUCGGUGCACCUUGCUCGCGUCGCUGUCGAGAAACUCGGGCAUCCUUCGGAAACGAAACUGCACGGAAUCUAUUUGGAACAAUCGGAUGAUUCGAGAACGGAUAUGAACAGGUUUCUUCAGGAGAUUAGCCAGAGGUACAACGUGGAGUUGUGCAGUCUGGGAAGUAAUAAAAGGAUUACAAUUAGACCAGAACUACGAAUAUUGCUGCUCGGCAGGAGAUCGAAUGAUAACAAGAAAGAAGUCUACGAGCGUGUUGCACAGUUGAGUGCCGACUCCUUUCCUAGCGUACAAAUACAUUUUCCUCUUAUGGACUGGACGGACGAAGAUGUUACGACUUUCGUCAGCUCUCUCUCUCUACCUUAUUACACAACGGAUCAACCUCGAUCUUAUCGAUGAGACAGUUCCCUUCUGCACACGAGCAUAAUCUGUUUCCGUAGAUGAAAGGCAUCUCGCGGGGGACGCGGAGAAGAGUGAGAAGACAGUAGUAUAUGAUCAUAAUUUAAGUGAAACUCUAUAGUAAUUAUAUUUUGUAAAAUAGUUGGAAGAUGUCGUAUAUAUUUAUAUCUCAUAUAAACACUGUGGUAUUAGGCAGCUUAAACGCCUCUUUCCCAAGGAAAUGUUUCGAUACUCGAAUCGAUUUUCCAAGUAUUCUCUUGUAAGGAUCGACGAAUUAAAUAUUAAUGA
This is a messenger RNA of Nomia melanderi (Alkali bee), 1988 nucleotides long. Its product is annotated as FAD synthase. NCBI's taxonomy places the organism in Eukaryota, Metazoa, Arthropoda, Insecta, Hymenoptera, Halictidae. The record is from RefSeq and is a predicted model, not a curated record.